ACUUUGUUGUGCAAUGAAGGUGUGUCUAUAGUAGAGUAACAGAUACCGCUGCUUAGCCAUUAAAAGGCCCUUAUAUACUGCAGUGAUAUAUAUGGCUAGAAUGUUAAUGGUCCAGUGAAUUUAUAAAUAUCCACUCAUUCCUAAAUAAUUUGUGAAAGAUUAUCAGUGCUGGCUGUGGGGUCCAGGGUUUUGGUUUUGGAUCUUUCGCGGGAGCCGGCCGGUAAGCUGCCGCUGCAGAAGCAUCAGCUGUCUCGGUGGCAUUUGUUCUCUCCAGCUUGCAGAAAAAAGCAAUACAUAAAUUCCACUAUGGAAAAUAAUGCUACGAGGUACAGUGUACAGUUGUAUAUUUAUGACUUGUCAAGAGGAAUGGCACGUAAUCUCAGCCCUAUCAUGCUCGGGAAACAACUUGACGGCAUUUGGCACACAGCCAUAGUAGUUUAUGGAGACGAGUUCUUCUUCGGAGGGGUGGGCAUUUCGAGCUGUUCACCGGGCGGAACGAUGCUGGGGCCUCCAGAUACAGUGGUGGAGCUUGGGGAGACCGAGGUGUCAGAUGAGAUCUUCAUGGACUACCUUUCAUCCCUAGGAGAGAGCACAUACAGAGGCGACCGAUACCGACUGUUUGAACACAACUGCAACACGUUCACCAAUGAGGUGGCCCAGUUCCUCACUGGCAACUCCAUCCCAGCCUACAUCACCGACCUGCCGUCCGAGGUCCUCGCCACGCCGUUUGGUCAGAUACUUCGGCCAAUCCUGGACUCUAUCCAUAUAGCCCCUCCCGGAGGGAACGUUAUCAACGGGGGCCGCAACAACUAAACCAAGCGCACCCAAUCUUUCUAAAGGGUGUUCUCCAGGUCAAUCGCAUCAUAGUCGCAGACUGGAAUUCAGGAUUUUUAUUAAUUAAAUUUGAAUGGGCACAUGCAUACAAAAUGUGUUGGAUUUCAUGUAAUCCAAUAUCUUCAGGAUUGAUUGUUGGGUUGGUUAUGGUCAAAAAAUCCAACGACUUUUUUAAAUUAUUUGUCUAUACAGUGAAAAGGAGCAUGGCGUUUGCGUAGUGUGAGUGUAGCCGAAAACUAGUGAUCUACCCUGUUGGCUUAACACAUGUGGAAUGGACUGAUCAAUCCAACUCAACCGUUAUCCACAUCCUGUAUGCUAUUAACCAUUUAAGAAAAAAUCAUAUUGUAUUUACUAGGAAACCCCCCUAAUGACUAAAUGUAUUCAUGUUGUUAACUGAUUUAGAAAUGAAUGCAAAAGGAGGGACGUAAGAUCUGGGUGGAAGUCGAUUUUCAAUAAGCCCAUUCUCGGUUAAGGUACUUUUUGUUUUUAUGUUCUAUUUUUUUUGAUUGACUUUGGUUCAUAUUUUUUUAACCCAGCUCCUUACAUUAGUUACUGUAUCAUUUUGGUAUAUAUUAUAUAUCGCACAGUUGCCAUGUACAGAAUGUUGUCUUAACGUUACUGCAUACUGAUUUUGCUAGCUUGGAAAUCAAGGCACAAGAUUCUCCAUAGAAUUCUCAUAAUAUGUGAAUUCCAAAUAUAUUACUAUAGGCAGAUCGUAGAUUAAACAAUUAACAAUCAUUCAACAAUUUUAGAACCUAAUUACUAUCCUGAGACCCUGACUAUACUCAUCAUAGUAAACCAUGUUAUUGUUUUAUAGAUUGACUAAAUGUUAAUUGUUUCGGCCAUCAUAAUAUCAUCUGUUGCGAUAUCUCCAUAAACAACUCAAACAUGAAGUGUUAAGAACUUUUUAAGGUAAAAUUCCCAAGAAGAGGGAGACACAAAAGUAUUAUAUUUCGUUUUAGAGUAACUAAUUCUAGUUUAAAGACAACAAACAAUUACAAAUUACUUUUUGAGAUGAAAUGGAGAAAGCAAACUCUUCGUUUGUAGUUUUUAUUCUUUUACAAACCAACUAACCGACAAGCUUUGCCAACAGGUGACUACUGAAAUGUAUCAAUGCACAAGUAAAUAGUUUUUUAACCCUGUACUGUAAUAUUCGCUUCUGCUUUAAGUUAUGCAAUUCCUGUUCCUUGCUGCUACAUAGGAGACAUUUUAACAGAUUUUCAGACUAUAUUCUAUAAGCCAUUUAGAUAAGCAUAUGUUAAGUAUGUUUUUUUACACAGCUUUGUUGUACGUUUCAUAAAUUGUAUGACAAUUCUUUAUAUGCAUAUAUUCAGGACAAUUAGGUUAUUAUUUUGUAAUGUAUUAAAAAAUGAAUGACCGCAAGUUGUCUCGCUUAAAUACAUUGUUGCUUAUUUGCUUUGGAUGUAGAAUAUAAAUAGCUGUAAUAUCGUUAAAUGGAGAUUAUCUCUAACACCCUUCCACAUUUGUUAUUCCAGCUGUCAUAGGACUUGUUUUUAUUGAAAGGGGAUGGAACUAUAUAGAUGACCAAUAUCAUUUAAUAAUGACGAUGUGAAAGAUGAAAACAAUUUUUAUAUGGCAAUUAAAUUGUACAUGAAACCUUGCCGUAACAUAAUUUUCUCUUUUCCAAAUAUUGUACUGAACAAUUGCGUGCAUGCGCAUUGCCAAGCGUACAACAACACAUGUAAGGGCGUACCCAACAAGGUCAAGGGUGGAGCUGACCGCCACGUCAGGUUGGGUCUGUACUUAUCUGCUUUUCUAAAAGAUGACCUGCACACCACUUAAUCAUCAAGUAAGAAGUUUCAUCUCUGGGGACAGAGCCAAGAACCAUCAUCUCUCAGGGGCUCCUGAGGUCAGGAGUCGGGCCAACUGCCCCAUCGUACUCAAGAGGCAGACGUCCAAACAAACAGUAUCAGACUUCACAUCACUUCAUCGUACCAACCCUCUUCACAUGAUUUUUUUAGCGGUGUGUUGUGCUGGCUAAUCAAGGGAACAGUACGGCGCCUUGGUUGGAAGUUACUAUUUUUUAAUGACAGUUAGCUAGAGAGGCACUAGCUAAGUACAAAGCCAACAGUUAAUAUUCAGCAAGUAGUGCAAAUUAACAAUCCUAUGUGUUCAAAAUGCCUGCAGACAGACGUUCAAUGUCCGAGCAAAAGUCACCAGUUGUAGGGACAGUGCUGUUGGACAAAUUUGUACUCCUGAGUUAUUAACUUAGAGAUCACAUCUCUGAAGGCGGAGCCAAGAACCAACAGACACUAGAGCAUCUCGGAGGUCAGGGUUGGAGCAGAAUGCCACGUCAUCCUCAGAGGCAGACAUCUUGACGUCUAUUUGCUUUUCUCUGAGAUGACCUGCCGACCAACCAAAUUCACAUUAAUAGAAACCUUCUAAAACUUCUCUACUUUUACUCAAUUUUGUUUGCAUACAAUGCUUGUUGUGCUGCCUCUUCUACUUAAGGGCACGGCAAUUAUUUUUUUUGUUACUGAUACUACUUUCUCAAUUAAUACAUACCUGUGAAUGGUCUUAGAGAAGGUGGUGUAUCUACACAUGUUGGCGUUUUCCAAUCAAAGCACCAGGCAAGAAUAAUGGAAGGAGAGCAGGGAAAAAUAUGAUUGACGCUCACAAAAAACUGUCAAACUGUUCAAAAGAAAAACACAGAAUGGUGAUCUACAGCCUCAAAGUUUAAGGGGGGGAGAUGUAGCAACAAGAGAAUUGUCCUGAAAGCUGCAUUUUUAUCUUUAAUCACUGAGAUUGUAUGAUGGUUUGCUUAUAUGUUUAUUAAAUGUAUGCUCUGAUCACAAUAUCUUCUGGAAGUCAGGCUGAGCUUAUGGACCUUUACACCAUGCCAGUUGUUGAUAAAAGCCAUUGCUCUUCCUAAUUGUCUGGGUAACCCUUCUUGUGCGUGCUAGCAAGCAAUAUAU
Molecule: messenger RNA, 3770 nt
Organism: Gadus morhua (Atlantic cod)
Lineage: Eukaryota; Metazoa; Chordata; Actinopteri; Gadiformes; Gadidae
Gene: desi1a
Product: desumoylating isopeptidase 1a
Exons: 6
Coding region: 307-813 (168 amino acids)
Biological process (GO): protein modification by small protein removal
Molecular function (GO): peptidase activity
Source: RefSeq, a predicted model, not a curated record